Kwoniella botswanensis is the source of this 438-nucleotide messenger RNA. RefSeq lists its product as uncharacterized. Lineage: Eukaryota; Fungi; Basidiomycota; Tremellomycetes; Tremellales; Cryptococcaceae. The record is from RefSeq and is a predicted model, not a curated record. The transcript has a single exon. Bases 1 to 438 code for a protein of 145 amino acids.
AUGAGUUUGGCGAUGUUACCCUCUUCCUCUUCGGAAGACACAUACGAAGUCCUGAGACUAUGUUAUCGAUACGACUUCAAGAAAGAAUACACCGAUAAAGUUCGACAGCGGAUCUCGGAAGCCGCAGAUGGGACCGAACAACUAUGGGAUGUCUUGGAAGUCGCAUCAAGCCUUGAUGAUCGCUCUUUAGGAAAGAUGGUGCUUUCUCAAUUCGGUCGAAUCAAUUUUAUGACAUCGUACAUUGACGGUAUAGUCAGAGUCAACAGUGCUUGGAAAGGAAAGAUUCUCGAAUCGUGUGUUUCGCCUCCUGAGGAACUCAAAAUCCAGGUUUACAACCUGAAUGGUUUGCCGUUCGGAAUACGAAAGUCAUGGGGCUGGUUACUCAAAACUGGGGAUUGGAAACGGCUUUUUGACGAUUUCGACACAGAUAAUUGGUGA